Molecule: messenger RNA, 888 nt
Organism: Acanthamoeba castellanii str. Neff
Lineage: Eukaryota; Discosea; Longamoebia; Acanthamoebidae
Product: cell cycle control proteinrelated, putative
Exons: 5
Coding region: 1-888 (295 amino acids)
Biological process (GO): mRNA splicing, via spliceosome
Cellular component (GO): post-mRNA release spliceosomal complex; U2-type spliceosomal complex
Source: RefSeq, a predicted model, not a curated record
AUGGCAGACCGAAAGGCGACGAACAAGUACUACCCUCCUGACUACGACCCCAAAUAUGGCGGGCUCAACAAAUUCGUGGGGUCGCACCCUCUGCGCGAACGUGCCAAGAAACUGGACCAAGGCAUCCUCGUGAUACGGUUCGAGAUGCCCUACAACGUGUGGUGCGGUGGGUGCGGCAUUCACAUCGCGCGCGGCAAGCGGUACAAUGCGGAGAAGAAGCAGGUGGGCAAGUACUUCUCCACUCCCAUCUACCAGUUCCGCAUGCGAUGCCACCUGUGUCCCAACUACAUGGAGAUCAAGACCGACCCCGAGCAUUCGGACUACGAGAUCGUGAGUGGGGCGAAGCGAAAAGAAGAGACGUGGGACGAAAAGGACAGCGAGACGAUGAAGCUGAAGGACGAGGAGGAAGCCAAGAAGCUCGCCGAGGAUCCCUUCUACCGCUUGGAGCACCAGACCGAGGACGUGCGCAAGGCCAAGGAGAGCGCGCCCAGCCUGCUCCGAUUACAGGAGAUCAAAGACGACGUGCAGGACGACUACGCCCUCAACUCGGCCCUGCGUGGCUCAUUCCGGAAGCGAAAGAAAGAGCUGGCGGAGGAGAAGAAGGAGCGAGAAGCCAAGAACCUGUCCAUCACGCUCUUGCCCACCACGGAAACGGAUCGGCUGAUGGCGCAGAGCGCGUUCUCGCCUGACCGCGUGGUCAAGCGAAGAAGAACCACCAUCACGCCCAUCUUCGCAACGGCCACAGCCAACAAGGCCACCUCCGCGGAGGCCAAGAAGAACGAACAACUUCGCGCACUGGCCAGCAGCCUUUACGGCAGGAGAGCGUCUACCAGCCCUACCCCAACCCGCGCUGGCGCGAGCAUUGUAGUCACCAAGGGGCCACUGUGA